Molecule: messenger RNA, 708 nt
Organism: Fomitopsis serialis
Lineage: Eukaryota; Fungi; Basidiomycota; Agaricomycetes; Polyporales; Fomitopsidaceae
Exons: 3
Coding region: 1-708 (235 amino acids)
Source: RefSeq, a predicted model, not a curated record
AUGGAUGAGCACCAAGGGCUCGGCCGAGGCUCAUACAUAUGGGGCAGGAGUGUCCACAAUACUCGCAUUGAGCGCCUCUGGUACGACCUCACCCGAGGUGUUGGCCAAAAAUGGAAGAACUUCUUCCUGCAGCUUGAGCACAACGCUGGACUCCACGUGUCCCGCACUGCACAUAUUUGGCUUGUCCAUCACCUCUUUCUCAAUUCUAUCAAUGCAGACGUCCAGGACUGGGCAGCAUCAUGGAACAGCCACGGCCUCCAUGUCCGCGGUGUUGCUGACCAUUCUCGCAGUCCACGAGACCGAUUCAUCUUUGGUAUGAUUGAGAAUGGGGCUCGUGGCGUCGGAAAUGCAGUAGUUCAACGGCAACAAGAACCAGCGCAUGAGGUCGUUGACGAUCCUGAAGCAUACGGUAUUGACUGGGAGGUGCAGGACGACCCGGGACUCAUGGCCCAUCAUCUGGCCAAUAACCCUGACGAGUGGGAAGCAGGAAAUCCAUUCGCUCCGGGCUCUGUGCAACCAAACGAGUUGUCCGUCGUUGAAUGCGAGUCACCAAAUUGCCCCUUCUCUCCAGCAGAAGUAGUAUUCUUGGAUACACAGCUAGCACUUCGUGUUGACCGUACGUCUCGCGAAAUGACUGUCCGCCGCUUGAUUUGGGUAGAAGCACUUAGGAUAUGCCAACAAUUGUAUAGUGAACCCCUUGUAGAGUGA